This is a messenger RNA of Heteronotia binoei (common prickly gecko), 1989 nucleotides long. Its product is annotated as CLOCK-interacting pacemaker-like. The transcript has 4 exons. Gene Ontology annotation, biological process: negative regulation of circadian rhythm; negative regulation of DNA-templated transcription. Lineage: Eukaryota; Metazoa; Chordata; Lepidosauria; Squamata; Gekkonidae. The coding region runs from base 42 to 1316 and encodes 424 amino acids. The record is from RefSeq and is a predicted model, not a curated record. Gene Ontology annotation, cellular component: nucleus.
ACAGCCACAGCCUUUGUUUAGGAGCAGCUGAGAGCGCCACCAUGCCUUCUGGUCAGCCCUCCCCGCCUGGUCAUCCGUCCAAGCCCGGGAAGAAGACCGGCCCAGCUCGGUCCUCAAAGUCAGAGUGCCCCGACUCGAAGGGCCGCCCGGUACAGGCCGAGAAGAUGGCAGCAGGCCUCAAAUAUAGCGGGAAGUCCCAUCAUUCGUUGAGUGAAGUGGAGAAGGACUCGGGGUUCUCUGAUGUGAGCUCGGAGUACCUGAGCACCGUGGAGCAGACAGACACGGAGGACCAGUCCGCCUCCUCCCUGCGCCGCCCGCCCAAGCUGCAGAGGGCUCCACAGAAGGCGUCCGGGGGGCUUCCUGGUGGCACCUUCGCCAGCCUUGCUCCUGUGUACUUUGUCAGAAAUGUUGCCCUCAAACAGCCCCCAGGCGGCCCAUCUGCCCCGACCCAGUUCCUGGCGUGGGGCAGCCAACACUCCCUCAACGGCCUGCAGGGCCCCCCAGCCCGCGUGCUCCUCAUCCAGCAGCCGCUGGCCACCUUGAAGCCUCUCCUUCCCAACCGGAAGUCUGCGGCGACCAAGGCGACCUACCCGGCCAGCCUCAGCACUUACCCCAAAAUCGCUCCUCACCCCGGCCUUGACCGGCAGCCGAAGGCGGCAGGGCUGGAGGCCGCCCUGACAGGCGACAACGUCAGCAGGAACAAGCGCUUCUGCUUGGAAGAGGCCUGGGUCUCGUCCUCCAAGCCUGCUGCGGCAAAACGUGGCGGGGAGAAGCAGGGAGGGGAGCCGCCCCCGCCCCCCGCUUCCUCGGACCCUCCCGCCGUCUCCCAGAACGCCGUCACCUCGUCCACCGGCUGCGGGAUGGCCGGCUUGGAGCAGGCGGAGGUGCGGAUGAUCUCUAGGGCCUCCAAGAAACUGGGCUUCAGCAGCCUGGCGAAGCAGCGCCGCUUCCACAACACGGUGGAGAUCCUGCGGAGGUCGGGGCUUCUGGGCAUCACGCUGCGGACCAAGGAGCUGAUCCGGCAGAGCAGCAACACGCAGCGGGACUUGGCCGAGCUGCGGGAGCAAGCCCAGCUCCUCUGCGAGGCCGUCCAGAGCAACGACACCCUCGCCUGGACCCGCCUCCAGGAGGCCGUGGACCGCUCCGCCGAUUACUGGGCCAGCAAGGGGGCCGCUUCUCACCCGCUGCGGGGGCAGAGCCUGCCGGCCGAGGCCACCGAUUCCUCUGCAGCUGAGGCCCAAGAGUCUCCCCCCAGCUCGCCUGUGAAUUUGUCCCUGGCCCCGGCUGCCUCCUCAGUGGGACCAGAGCUGCCUUAGCCCCUCCGCGUUUUCUUCCCGAGCAAAGGGUGUUCUUUGAAAGCAGAAGGGAUGAGCCUCUCCUGACCCUCAGCCUCCAGAAGGAGCUUUGAGACGAAGGCCGGGCUGGCCCUCUUGGCCACUUGGGGGACUUGGAUGGCCUCUGAGAGAGGGGAGGGGAGGGAGGCCUUUAAACCUGGAGCAUCAGGCUGGGCGCUGCCGGCCUGGCUGGGAACUAGAUUGGUGGAGGGGAGGGGAGGGGAGCUUGGUGGGUUGGGUUGCUGAGGCGGAAGCGAAGGCAGGUUGGGAAAGAGGAGUGGUUUUGGCAUUGAUCGCAUCACAGCUUUCUCUCUCUGGAGCUCAGGACUGUGUCUGUCUUCUGGGAGCAAGACUCCGCCAGAGCUUUCCAGCAUCCUUCAGACUGGACCGGGGCUUUCGGCUUUGGGUCUCUCCUGGCGUGGCUGUUCAGGGGCCUCCUGGCAGUAAGGAAGCCAGUCCCCUCCUCCUUCCACCCAAACUGCCACCUGCUUGCAGGCUGUGCUGGGAGAAGAGAACUGCGCCCUCCCUUGGGGGACUGAAGGGUGAAUCUGUACCACUCUCUGCCUGGUGAAGAGCUCUGCCUAUCUGGAAAAGCUUGCGUUAUGCUGCUGCCGACCAAAGAUGGUCCAAUAAAAUGGUAUCUUCUGGCUGCUGA